AUGACUAGUAACCUCGUCUGGUUGCUGAUGCUGGUCCUGAGAGACAUUUUGACUGCUGUUCGAAUACCACCUCAAGGGUAUAGAUAUGCCUCUUAUGAAGUGAUCAUCCCCAGGAGACAGACCCUCAGCUAUGGACAACAAGAUCCUCAAGAACUUACCUACUUGCUGAAGAUUGAGGGGGAAAGCCACAUGGUUCAGCUCAGACAAAAGAAAGACUUGGUCCCUAAACACUUUACUGUAUUCACUUACAAUAAGGAGGGGGAUAUCCUGGUGGACUAUCCUUUCAUCAGGGAUGAUUGUUUCUAUGAUGGUUUAAUACAUGGUAGGCCUCUUGCUUUGGUUGCCCUCAGCACUUGCUCACAGGGCCUAAGAGGUCUGUUGCGAGUAGAAAAUAAGACCUAUGAAAUUAAGCCUAUCCAAACAUCUUCUACCUUUCAACAUGUGGUGUACAGACUGGAAGAAGAGGAAGAGGCUUUCCACCUGAGGUGUGGGCUAACAGUGGAAAAGCAACAUCAUCAAAUGGCCAUGAUCAGAAAUGUAGAAAAUGUAGCUAAAAUUUCUUCUAGAGGAUCCUGGUGGACACACACCAGAUAUGCGAAAGUUGCAGUUGUAGUAGAACAUGAGCGAUAUGUCCAGUUUGGCCGAAAUGAAACUGUUGUUGCUAUGCAACUGUUGGAUAUCAUCCAUAUGGCAAAUUCAUUUUAUGCUCCACUUGGUGUACAUGUGUCCCUGGUUGGGAUGGAAUUAUGGUCGGAAAAAAACCUCAUCCCAAUUGCUGGCAAGUUGGAUACUGUGCUUCAUGAUUUCAAUCUGUGGAGACAAAAUGUUCUUGCACCACGCCUAGAGCAUGAUUCAAGUCAUUUAUUUAUAUAUAAAAAAUUUGGAACUGAUCUUGGAUUAGCAUAUGUUGCAGGUAUGUGUUCACCUGAGCAUGCAUCUGCUGUUGAAUCAUAUGUCACUUCUAUUUUGAUCUCUUUUGCGAUUAUUUUUACCCAUGAGUUGGGGCAUAAUCUUGGCAUGAGGCAUGAUGAAGGGCACUGUAUUUGUGAACUACCAAAUUGUAUUAUGGCUAAACUUCAUACCCUCUCUCAUAAAUUUAGCAGCUGCAGUUAUAAUGAUUAUUACACUGAAAUAAUUCUGGGUAGAAAAGAAUGUAUGAAAAUACGUCCAGAUCCCAAUAAACUGUAUAUGCCCAAAUUCUGUGGAAAUGGAGUACUAGAAGAUGGAGAAGAAUGUGACUGUGGUUCAAAAGUCGAAUGUGAAUCAGAUCCCUGUUGCCAGUCCGAUUGCAAGUUGAGUUCAGGUGUCAUUUGUGCUUUUGGAGAGUGCUGCUCCAAAUGCCAGUAUCUUCCGGUGGGAACUGUUUGCAGGAAAAGUACUAGUAUCUGUGACCUACCAGAGUAUUGCAAUGGGACUUCAGCAUGGUGUCCUGAAGAUGUUUAUAUACAAGAUGGGGCCCCAUGUCAAGAUGGGGCCCACUGUUAUCAUGGGAAUUGCUCUACUCAUGAAGAACAGUGCAAGAUUAUCUUUGGUUCAAAAGCAACAGUUGCUUCAGAGGCCUGCUUCAGAGAACUGAAUACACGAGGUGAUCGUUUUGGUAAUUGUGGCAUUACUAAAGGCUCAGAUUUUAAGGGGUGUAAAGUUCAAGACAUCUUUUGUGGCAGGAUCCAAUGUGAAAACAUUAAUUAUUUACCUUCAAUGGAGGAGCACAAUAGCAUAAUUCAAACUCGCAUUAAUAAUAGGCUAUGCUGGGGGACAGAUUACCAUAAUGGAAUGAGGAUAGCUGAUACUGGAGCCAUUAGAGAUGGAACACCAUGUGGCAAUGGCAUGAUAUGUAUUAAUAGGGAAUGUACCAGUGUUUCCUUCUUGAAGUUCGAUUGUAAUAUAACAAAGUGCCAUAAUCGAGGAACAUGCAACAACCAGAAACAUUGUCAUUGUGAUUAUGGCUCUGCUCCUCCGUACUGUACAAGUAAAGGUUAUGGUGGCAGUAUUGACAGUGGUCCUCCUCCACCCCAUAAGGCUAUCAGUGCAAGAACUAUAGAAGGAAUUGUAAUUUUCCUUUGUGCUGCUGUAUGUUUAGGCCUGUGUUUAUAUUCCAAGUCUAGAUUGAUGCCAUGGUAUAGAAGAUUGAGUGGAAGACUCUAUCCAAUGGCAUGA
This is a messenger RNA of Sphaerodactylus townsendi, 2157 nucleotides long. RefSeq names its product disintegrin and metalloproteinase domain-containing protein 20-like. Gene Ontology annotation, molecular function: metalloendopeptidase activity. The transcript has a single exon. Gene Ontology annotation, cellular component: sperm head plasma membrane; plasma membrane; external side of plasma membrane. Bases 1 to 2157 code for a protein of 718 amino acids. The record is from RefSeq and is a predicted model, not a curated record. Gene Ontology annotation, biological process: proteolysis; male gonad development. NCBI's taxonomy places the organism in Eukaryota, Metazoa, Chordata, Lepidosauria, Squamata, Sphaerodactylidae.